Molecule: messenger RNA, 380 nt
Organism: Myotis davidii
Lineage: Eukaryota; Metazoa; Chordata; Mammalia; Chiroptera; Vespertilionidae
Gene: HRCT1
Product: histidine rich carboxyl terminus 1
Exons: 1
Coding region: 57-380 (107 amino acids)
Source: RefSeq, a predicted model, not a curated record
CGGGAGGGGAGGAAGCAGCAGGAGCCACUAAGCAGAGGGGACUCUCCAGCUCCCAGAUGCUCGGGCUCCUGGGGAGCACGACUCUCGUGGGCUUGAUCGCAGGCGCUGCUCUGGCCGUUCUGCUGCUGCUGCUGGUGCUGGCCACCUGCCUGCACGGUGGACAGCAGGACCACGAUGUGGAGAUGAACCGUCCAGCUGUAAGGAGACACCGAGUUCGGCAGACCCGGCCUUGGUUCUUCCCAGCCCGGGGCCGCCUGGGACACUUUCACCACCCCCACCAUCCCCACCAUCCGGGCCAUGGACCUCACAUGCACCAUGCAGGACUGCACCACCACCGCCCCCACCAGACCCACCUCCACACCCUCCAAGGCCGCUGCUGA